CGAGCCGGCUGCGGAAGCGGGAGCCGCCGUUUUCCGGUUUCGUCGACAGUCUCAGAGAGUCAGAGGGCGUAGAAGGGGACCGGUGGAGGCGAUCGCAGGGGAGGGAUGUCGUCGACGGCGCCGCCGCGGGGAAGCCCGUCGCCAGUGGGAUUAGCGGUAUCUCCGGAGGUUGAGGCCGCGCUCGCGUGCGGCGGGGCCGUCGUCGCCCUCGAGUCCACCAUCAUCUGCCACGGUAUGCCGUACCCGAAGAACCUCCAGACGGCCAUGGAGGUGGAGGCCAUCGUCCGGGAGAACGGAGCUGUUCCGGCCACCAUAGCAAUUCUGGAUGGUGUGCCGCAUGUUGGGCUUAACAGUGAACAGUUGGAGAGAUUGGCUAUAAGCGGAAGGCAAUUUCAGAAGACAGCUAGAAGGGAUAUUGCACAAGUUGUUGCUUCUGGUGGCAAUGGUGCUACGACGGUUUCUGCCACUAUGUUUUUUGCUCACAAGGUAGGCAUACCAAUUUUCGUGACCGGGGGGAUUGGAGGUGUGCACCGACAUGGUGAAAAAACCAUGGACAUCUCCUCUGACUUAACUGAACUUGGAAGGACUCCAGUGGCUGUUGUUUCAGCCGGCGUGAAGUCCAUUUUGGACAUAGCACGGACACUUGAGUACUUGGAAACUCAAGGGGUAACAGUUGUUGCUUACAGAACCAACGAAUUUCCUGCUUUCUUCACCGAAAUCAGUGGCUGUAAGGUGCAAUGUCGCGUUGAUUCUUCAGAAGAGUGCGCCAAGAUAAUAUAUGCAAACAAGAAUAUGCAUCUAGCAUCUGGUAUUCUUAUUGCAGUGCCAAUUCCCAAGCAACACGCAGCUUCAGGAAACGUUAUAGAGUCUGCAAUACAGCAAGCCCUCAAGGAAGCAGAUGAUAAAAAGAUAAUAGGAAACGCAAUCACCCCCUUCAUCCUUGACAGAGUGAAAGUACUAACCGGAGGAUCUUCAUUGGAAGCCAAUAUUGCACUUGUAAAGAACAAUGCUCUUACAGGUGCUAAAAUUGCCGUAGCCCUUUCUGAUCUUCGCAAGAGAGCAUCAGAUGGAUUCCGGAGGUCUGCUCUGUGAAGAAGGAAGGCCCUGCUGAACAAGCGGUGAAGUCCACACAAACAAUUCACCCCGCCACCUCCAAAGCCGAAGGCCGAAAGUUUGUCGACUCCUCGCAUCAUCUGGCUCGCCGCGUGCUAGGCAUCGUUGAGCUCCUGGAUCUGCACAUCCUGUUGUUGCUUGCAUCUCUUCAUCUGUUCUGUUGUACCUAGUUGGAGAGUGUUGUGUCACAGAGAAUGAAGGAUGUUUCAGUAGGCGUUUGUUCUGGCACUAGAUAUAACUGGAAUGCUGUAAGCUUUGACCUUCAUUUGGCCUGGUGGUUGAAUCAUGAAAUAUACUGGAAUUUUAUUUACGCCA
This is a messenger RNA of Brachypodium distachyon (stiff brome), 1428 nucleotides long. RefSeq names its product pseudouridine-5'-phosphate glycosidase. The record is from RefSeq and is a predicted model, not a curated record. Gene Ontology annotation, molecular function: pseudouridylate synthase activity. The transcript has 12 exons. Lineage: Eukaryota; Viridiplantae; Streptophyta; Magnoliopsida; Poales; Poaceae. The coding region runs from base 106 to 1092 and encodes 328 amino acids.